AAAACGUUUCUUAUCUCUUUUAAAAACAAUACUUAUGAUGGGUUACAUAGCUUAGCCUGACUUCUAUAUAUUCAAUAAUCAACACGGAUUGAAUGCACUUCCAAAGCUUCUCUCUUCUCAUAGACAUUGGAGCACAGAAAGAGCCAUCACACGGGCCACCUGAUACACAAAAACAACAACAUAUGAUGGCUCAAUUAAGGAAUGUGGCAAUUCUUGUCGUAGUCGUUGUGGCUGCAGUGUUACUACAGAGCACAGAAGCUAAAGAUUACGAGGUGGGAGGUGCCACAGGUUGGACUAGUUUUCCUCCUGGUGGUGCUUCUUUCUAUUCCAAAUGGGCUGCAAAUUUUACAUUCAAACUAAACGACACUCUAGUCUUCAACUUCGAAUCUGGAAGCCACAGUGUGGUGGAACUUACCAAAGCUAACUAUGAAAACUGUGAAGUCGAUAACAACAUCAAAGCCUUUAAUAGAGGACCAGCUAGAGUCACCCUCAAUCGCACAGGAGAAUUCUACUUCUCCUGUACCUUCUCAGGUCAUUGCAGCAGUGGCCAAAAGCUAAGCAUUAAGGUCACUGAUUCUUCAUCACCAGCACCUCAGAAAGCACCAGCUGAAGGUCCUUCAGCUUCUGCUCCUCCACCACAGAAUGCCCCAGCUGAAGGUCCUAAUUCAGCUUCUCCUCCUGCAUCUGGUUCAGGUUCCAAUGAAGGAGCUCCAUCAUCCCAAACUGAACCAGCUCCUAUAGCCCCUCCACCACACGGCUCAGCCACACUUCUUGCUUCUACCUUCUCUCUAUUCCUCAUCACCAUUGCCAUCAAUUUUUUGUCUCAUUUUUAGGAUACUUGUUACUGUGAUUUAGAGUGCUAGCAAAUAUCAAUGUAUUAUCUAAUACUCUCAUUCGAACAUAUUUUCUUUUAUCUAUUGAAAUUCAUGUGAUUCUUAUUAACUUAGAAACGAGACAUACAUAUUUAAUUGGAUUCACGGUCACAUGAAUUUCAUUAAAUAAAAGAGAAUGUAUCGGAAAGAUGAUAUUAGAGAAUUUCUCUUAUCAUGAUAUACGCUAAUUUGUAGUGUAUAUCAAUUUCAAUGUGUUGGGUUUUUCAAAAUUUUGGCUUGUGAUAUGUGCCUACUGAGAGGGGCUUGAUUCCUGGUGUGUUGAUGAUGAUAUUGUAUGGUACUUGAAAAAACAUUGUUUUUCAUUGAUUUUCCAGCUGUAUUGAUCCACUUGAUUGAGAUGAUUGUGUAUGAAUAAAUAGCUAUCGUGAUGUGAGUUAUACCAAUUCAGUUUCUUUUA
Messenger RNA from Glycine soja, 1290 nucleotides. RefSeq names its product cucumber peeling cupredoxin-like. The transcript is spliced from 2 exons. The record is from RefSeq and is a predicted model, not a curated record. Gene Ontology annotation, cellular component: plasma membrane. Gene Ontology annotation, molecular function: electron transfer activity. NCBI's taxonomy places the organism in Eukaryota, Viridiplantae, Streptophyta, Magnoliopsida, Fabales, Fabaceae. The coding region runs from base 93 to 833 and encodes 246 amino acids.